CUCAACAGAUUUCCUGUGACUAUAUUAACCUUUCCUCUUUUCGUAUUUCAUAUCCAUGAUUAGGUAAAAGAUACCAAUGUGACGUAUGUGGAAAAGAUUCCACUACAGCUGGCAGUUUGAAGACUCACAUGGAGUCAGUCCAUGGAGGUAAAAGAUAUCAGUGUGAUGUAUGUGGGAAGGAUUUCACUGUACCUGGCAAUUUGAAGAGGCACAUGGAGUCAGUCCAUGGAGGUAAAAGAUAUCAGUGUGACGUAUGUAAGAAGGAUUUCACUCAAGCUGUCAGUUUGAAGAAACACAUGGAGUCAGUCCAUGGAGGUAAAAGAUAUCAGUGUGACGUAUGUAAGAAGGAUUUCACUCAAGCUGUCAGUUUGAAGAAACACAUGGAGUCAGUCCAUGGAGGUAAGAGAUAUCAGUGUGACGUAUGUGGGAAGGAAUUCACUCGAGCUGACCAUUUGAAGACUCACAUGGAGU
Molecule: messenger RNA, 471 nt
Organism: Trichobilharzia szidati
Lineage: Eukaryota; Metazoa; Platyhelminthes; Trematoda; Strigeidida; Schistosomatidae
Source: the annotation of a GenBank genome assembly